Messenger RNA from Lichtheimia ornata, 951 nucleotides. RefSeq lists its product as uncharacterized. Lineage: Eukaryota; Fungi; Mucoromycota; Mucoromycetes; Mucorales; Lichtheimiaceae. Gene Ontology annotation, biological process: GPI anchor biosynthetic process. Gene Ontology annotation, molecular function: hydrolase activity, acting on ester bonds. The coding region runs from base 1 to 951 and encodes 316 amino acids. The transcript has a single exon. The record is from RefSeq and is a predicted model, not a curated record. Gene Ontology annotation, cellular component: endoplasmic reticulum membrane.
AUGCGUCACGCCCUCUUCACAGCUAUUGUUGCCGUGUUGAUCGCGUUAAUUGGCUCCUGUACGGCUUCGAAAGGCAACGUUCGACCCGAGUUUCUUAACUGUGUCCAGCAAUGCGAUGCAACUACGUGUCCUGCACAGCUGCCCCUUGCCCUGCGUUUGACAUUUUGGAGCUGCAAUGAGAACUGUCGGUACGAGUGCAUGCAACAAAUUACCGAUCGCGCUAUUCAAGAUGGGACGCCUGUUUAUCAAUAUUAUGGCAAGUGGCCCUUCUAUCGACUUUGGGGUAUCCAGGAACCAGCGUCUGUUUUAUUUUCAAUUGGCAACGGCUAUGUACAUUAUUACUAUUACAAGAUACUUCGUCGCGAGAUUCCCAAUGGCUACUUUAUGAAACCAUUCAUGCUGGUGUUUGCUAUGGUGGGCAUCAAUGCUUGGGUGUGGAGCACCGUAUUCCAUUCACGCGAUUUUCCAGUGACGGAGAAACUUGACUAUUUCAGCGCUGGUCUCUUUUUAUUGUACUCGCUCUAUUAUGCGCUGAUUCGACUAUUCCACAUUGAGAAUCGUGUCAUCAUUCGCCUAUUGACAGUCCUCAUCUCCAUCUUGUUUUUGGCUCACGUCUCCUAUCUCUCCUUUUAUCGAUUCGAUUAUGGUUACAACAUGAUGGCUUCCGUGAUCGUGGGUUCCCUCCAGUUGGCUCUAUGGGUUGGAUGGGCCGUGUUACAAUACAUCAAGCCUGAAAACAGGGAUCGUCGAUCGUAUGCUUAUCUCGUCAUUGUCUCCGUGGUUGGUACCGGUGCUGCCAUGUGCCUCGAAUUGUUUGACUUUCCUCCAUUCUUGCGUGUCCUUGAUGCCCAUAGUCUUUGGCACUUGUCCACGAUUCCCUUGAUGAUCAUGUGGUAUCGCUUUGUAUUGCUCGAUACUCCACACGAAAUGCGGCUGGGGACAAAGCAUUAG